UGCAAAGACUUUGUGAAGGCUGGAGCAAUUCAAGGACAGACUCCGAGUGAUGUAGUUGCUGCAUCAGACAUCACGUUCAGUUGUGUAUCUGACCCACAAGCAGCCAAAGAAAUGGUAUUUGGCAACUGUGGAGUUUUAAGAGAAAUAAGGAGUAACAAGGGCUACGUUGAAAUGACUUCCAUAGAUUCUGAAACUUCUCAGGACAUAGCAGAAGCCAUUCAACUAAGAGGAGGACGUUACCUUGAAGCACCUGUAUCAGGGUCCAAAAAACCUGCAGAGGAAGGAAACUUGGUUAUAUUGGCUGCGGGCGAGAAGUCUUUGUUUGAAGAUUGUGGCAGUUGUUUUCAGGCAAUGGGAAAGCAGUCUUUCUUCUUAGGAGACAUUGGUAAUGCUUCCAAAAGUAAUCUCAUACUCAACAUGAUUUUGGGUACAACAGUUGGAUCAUUAGCCGAAGCCAUGGCCUUAACAGACAGAGCAGGGCUCUCGCAGAAAGAUCUAUUAGAAAUCUUAGAACUUGGAUCUCUCAGCUGUCCAGCAGUAACUGAAAAAGGCCAAGCUAUUGUUGAGGGAAGUUUUGGCACGAAUAUGCCGUUACAACAUAUGCAAAAAGAUCUACGUUUAGCAUUAGCUAUUGGAGAUCAGUUGGAGCAACCUUUACCUCUGGCUGCCACAGUUAAUGAGGUUUACAAACAUGCAAAAAGGUUUGGGUAUGGAGAACAUGAUGUUUCUGCUAUUUACCUUCGUGCUCGUUUCUGAAAAUACUCCGUUUAAUUGUUGACCGAAAUCUUUCUCCUUGUUUUGUGCAUCUUUACACAGUGUGGAACGGGUUUUAUGGUUUUUUUUACUGUUUUUAGUGGCAUUCCUACUUGUAAAGAAAAUCAUGGAGUUUCAUCCAUUCAUCAGAGAAGAAACAUUUCAUACAUUCAAUAUUGUGCCACAUUUGCCACUGUUCUUUACAAGACAUUUUAUAUGCAUGAUUAAAUGUGUAUAAUUAAUACCCAAUCUCACUGUCUAAUGCCUUUAACUGUUACUUGUAAUCAUGUUAAUUUUUUUUUAUAUUAUAAUAACCAUUAUAAUUUUAUUAUAAUUUCUAUCUGAAAUUGUGUUUGAUUCUUGUUUUAUUUUUAAUAUAUUAGAACAUGUCGGACAAAACUUAUCGUUAUUUUCCUGCACUGUGCAUCAGAAGUCUGGUAAAGUAAAUUAACAAGUCUUAUCAAAAAUCAUUAAAUAUUUAUGCUGCUGUGGUAUUUCCCUGAACAAUUAAACUUUUAAAUACUUAGGAGUAAACUUGGUAAAUUUUACAAAUUGGUUUUUCAUCUCGUGAAAUCUUAUUUUGAGCAUUUUUGCUUAUAUAGGCAAGUGUUGUGCACAUUCAUAAGUAACGGGAACUUGGAAAAGUAGAUUUUUACAUAAAAGGUUGUGUGUGUAUGUUUAUUUGCACGUGAUGUUCAGGAAAACAUUUUGAUAUUUCUGCAAUACUUACAAUGGAUAUCUGUUUGAUUCAGUCUUGAAAUAAUCUUUAUGAGUGUAGCAUUUCAUGAAAUCCCAGUUUACUACAAAUCAGACAGUAGUUGCUUUAAUGUAGGAAAAACAAACUUUAAUUUAUAAUUUCAUUCACUUACGAUUUGAAUAAUGUAGAAGUUUUCAUUAUUUCUAAAGUAAAAAUCAGAACAGCCAAAAAGACAAUUUAAAAGGCUAUGCAUUUAUUGUAUGUGACAUGCAUUGUUUGAUGUGAAGAGUACAUUUGUUUAUUUUAAUUGAAGUUUUAUGUCAUAUAAUUGUGUUUUAAGGAUCAAUAAUUUGUGUCCAGCAGUCUUAUAGUCAUGAUUGGUGAAAUGCGAGUUUUAUUUUUAAUAGUUCCAAUAUGAUAUCUAGAUGAGUUGAGUGUCAAAAAUUUGUUUUAUGAAAUCACAGAUAAUACAUAUCCGUUGAACCACAAAUGUCGAUUUAAUUUUUAAAAAAUUUAUUAUCCUCACACACAGUGUUCAGUGUUUAUUUUGAACUUAAUAAGAUGGUAAUUUUUUUAAUUAUGCACUAAUAUCUUGUAAAAGGUGAAAGUAAUUUUAUGUUUAAAACUUUACACCUAUGAUUAUUUAUUUUCACCUCAGAAUGAAAAAUCAUUGAUUUUCAGGACAUUUCACUAGUUUUGUAGCUUAUCAUGCCUAAGUAUAUAAAACAGUUAUUUUAUACCAUAAAUGUCAUUAGUAAAUGCUCCAACUGUUUUCAGUUUUUAAUCUCUGUAAUUAACAUAUGAUAAAAUGUACUUGUGUAACCAAAAUUUGCUGCAUACAUGUUUCAAACAUAUGAUUGUUAAUAAAGAGAGAAUUUUUCUUGAA
Messenger RNA from Limulus polyphemus (Atlantic horseshoe crab), 2336 nucleotides. RefSeq names its product putative oxidoreductase GLYR1 homolog. Gene Ontology annotation, molecular function: NAD binding; oxidoreductase activity, acting on the CH-OH group of donors, NAD or NADP as acceptor; NADP binding. The transcript is spliced from 6 exons. The record is from RefSeq and is a predicted model, not a curated record. The annotation marks the transcript as partial. Lineage: Eukaryota; Metazoa; Arthropoda; Merostomata; Xiphosura; Limulidae.